UUUCGCCCUCCCUCUCCCGUGAACCGGACCACUCUCCUCUUCCUCCGCCUCUCCUCUCCUCUCCUGUGUUGUGCUGUAUAAAACGGACGUCCCCCUCGCUUUCUCUGGACUAUGUUCUCGUUGGCAGCCAGGCGACAGAGCGGUAGAGAGUGAGGGAAGGAGAGGGUGGGGCGCAAACGGUAUCGGCGAUGGCGGGGAUCGGUCUGGAACUGAGGCUCUGCGCCUCGAGAACCGUCGGCGGCUUCGUCAAGCAGGCGGCGGCCGUUGUCGAGACCACCGACCGCGGAGUGGCGAAGUUGGAGGAGUCCGUCAGGAGCUUGGAGGAGGAGAGGAGAAAGAUCGAUGCUUUCAAGCGCGAGCUCCCUCUCUGCAUGCUCCUCCUCACGGACGUGAUCGAAGGGUUGAAGAAGGAGCUUGAGCGCUGCCGAGGCCAGAAGUUGGCGAAUGCCUUCGAAGAAUUCAUGCCCAUUAGGAGAAAGUGCGAGGAGGAGGCUGGGGUGAAGCUGGAAGCGGAUUACGAGGACAAGAAGAACUGGAUGAGUUCUGCUCAGCUGUGGAGCGUUAAUUCUAGCGAAAACAACGAUGAGGAUGACAAGAGCAUCACGGACGAGAGAAAUGGAAGACCGGAUUGCGAUGCGGAGAAGGAAAGCUUGAACUUAGAAUCCAAGAAUCUGAGUGCCGGGGGCGCAUUCGUGCAGUUUAAGGGCAUAUCAGCCCUCGCGAUGAAACCAAAGGAAGAGGUAAAGCCACUGCCUGAUCUCUCCCUGCGGUCACCUGCGGUCAAGAGCAACUCUUGCCCUGUUUCUGCCGUCACCGAGCACCAGGCUGGUGGUGGCUCGGGCUCUAAAGGCGUUGUUAGAGCGCCGCCGGCGAUGACCGGUGCCCACCUUAGCUUGCAGGUGCUGCAGCAGGCACCGAGGAAAGCGAGGAGGUGCUGGUCGCCAGAGCUGCACCGCCGGUUUGUCCUCGCUCUCCAUCAGCUGGGUGGUGUUCGAGUGGCUACUCCAAAGCAGAUCAGAGAACUGAUGAAGGUGGAUGGUCUUACCAAUGAUGAAGUCAAAAGCCAUCUGCAGAAAUAUCGGUUGCACUCUCGAAAGUUGCCGAAUGCUUCAGCUUCUUUUAGUCGACCUCCUAUGGUUUUAGGAGGCUUGUGGGUUCCUCCAGAGAACCAUACAGUUUCACCACAACAGAGUGAUUCCCAGUCUGGCUCUCCUCAGAGUUCUCUUCGAUUAGCUGGUUGCGACGGCACAAUCUCUGCCGCUGCUGGGGAUAGCUGUGAGGAAGAAGGGAAGUCGGAGAGCUGCAACGGGAGAUGAGGAACAUUUGCUGCUGAACAUAGUUAACAAGUAUAUGAAGAGAGAUCCUUGGGAGUAUUGUGAAGAGACUGAUAUAUUACUUCCAAUGCAUAGAGAUAAGGAGAGCUUUGUGGAUACAAUGCCUGGCAUGACCGAGCCUGAGCGUGUAGCAUAAGAGGGGUUGCUUUUGCUGAGUAGAGAAGUGAUAGAUCUCCUCACAUGAGAUUUUAGGCAGCAUUCAAGUUCCCCACCAUUAGUCGUCAAUUUUCCUUGAGUUUUGGUGUUUGGAUAAACUGACGCUUGCUUUCGACAAUGUUGCAUUUUCCCUGGAAUAAUAAGUUGUGCCGGUUUUCGACA
Messenger RNA from Musa acuminata AAA Group (dessert banana), 1652 nucleotides. RefSeq names its product myb family transcription factor EFM. Lineage: Eukaryota; Viridiplantae; Streptophyta; Magnoliopsida; Zingiberales; Musaceae. Gene Ontology annotation, molecular function: DNA-binding transcription factor activity; DNA binding. The coding region runs from base 189 to 1316 and encodes 375 amino acids. The record is from RefSeq and is a predicted model, not a curated record. The transcript has 5 exons. Gene Ontology annotation, biological process: regulation of DNA-templated transcription.